AGAUGAGGCGGAAAUUGUGGAAAUUGAGAGAUUUGGUUUAGUCGUGCUUCUUGAUAAGUGUUUUUAAAUUUCAAAUUUUGACUUUAAAAAAUUUAAACAUUAUCGUUUUCGACAUGUAUCAUGGGAUGGUCGCCGGUUUGGCGAAACCUGUCUUAAGCUAUGCCGCCGAGAUAACGCCGCUUCUGACCUCUGUUCAGGUGCGACACUGGCGAUACAAUAGGUAUAAAAAACCUUACAAAUUCUUGAAGCCGGUCGUGCCCUUGGAAAACUUGAGUAGGGAUGAGCCGGUCACGUCUUCCUCUAACUUGGGCGAUAUGGAUAAAGUUCGCAAAUUUGAGUGGACUGCAAAAUCCAUGAAUGCGAGAGGGUUUCUCCGAUUUCAAAAAGAGUACAAACCCCCAGUAGAUGCGAGGGAGCGGAUGUUACAACUGUCGAAGGACGUCAUCCCCCGUCUCACCAAGUUAGAAACUGAGAAGGCCGUGCUCAAAUAUAAAAUUACUGAUGCAAAAACAAAGUUUGACCUCUUGUCGAGAGCAUUCGUCCAGUUUGACCAUGGCGUCCCCAACUCUAUGCUCUACAUGAUGGACAGUGUCGGCGACAUUGUCCACUUUUACACGACUGAAAUUAAAACGCAAACUCCUUUCGAUCUGUUAACUCGACAAGCGGAAGAUCUCCCCCCGAAUCUGCAUAUUCUACCAAAACCGAUCCGAUUCCAUCCAGAAACCGACACACAAUUCGGAGGAAUGACCGCUUUCCCGAAAAGUUCUACAAUAGUAACAGGUUUACGAAGUAAAAAGAAAUAUCGUGGUUAUGAAGCAAAGAAAACUUGGCCAUAGAUAAAAUAGGAAAACGUAAUAAUUUCUGAUUUGUUUUUUUCCUAGUCUUUUUUGUUUGAAUAAAUACUAUUGCGGUAUUAAUUAAAACAUAUGUCUGUAUCUAUCUGCGAUUAAAUUUGAUUGUUAUACAGAA
Folsomia candida is the source of this 969-nucleotide messenger RNA. RefSeq lists its product as uncharacterized. The transcript has 5 exons. Gene Ontology annotation, cellular component: mitochondrion; mitochondrial large ribosomal subunit. NCBI's taxonomy places the organism in Eukaryota, Metazoa, Arthropoda, Collembola, Entomobryomorpha, Isotomidae. The coding region runs from base 114 to 836 and encodes 240 amino acids. The record is from RefSeq and is a predicted model, not a curated record.